This is a messenger RNA of Dromaius novaehollandiae (emu), 6248 nucleotides long. It is a transcript of the gene DYRK2, whose product is annotated as dual specificity tyrosine phosphorylation regulated kinase 2. The transcript is spliced from 2 exons. The record is from RefSeq and is a predicted model, not a curated record. Gene Ontology annotation, cellular component: nucleus; cytoskeleton; cytoplasm. Bases 447 to 2027 code for a protein of 526 amino acids. Gene Ontology annotation, biological process: peptidyl-serine phosphorylation; peptidyl-threonine phosphorylation. Gene Ontology annotation, molecular function: protein serine/threonine/tyrosine kinase activity; ATP binding; protein serine/threonine kinase activity. NCBI's taxonomy places the organism in Eukaryota, Metazoa, Chordata, Aves, Casuariiformes, Dromaiidae.
GGAGGCGGCAGGGGCGGGGACUGCCCGCGCGGAGCGCGGCUCGCUGCCAUUCCGCCGGGCGAGGAGGAGGGCCCUGCCCGGCCGCCCGCCGCUGCCCCCUCCUCCGCGCCGGGGGACCGCGGCGACCGGGGCGGGGGGCGGGAGAGGUGAUGUGCGCGGGCCGGGGGCUGCGGCGGCGGCGGGAGGCGAGACGGCGCGGCGCUGGAGGGUCUGUCCGGCGGGCCGGGGCCGGGGGGAUGCGCCGGAGGACAUGUCUGGCUCUGGGUGUCGCUGAUUGGAGAAGAAAGGCCGCCGCCGCGCGGAGAGGCCGCGGGGCCGCGGAGGAGAGCCGCCCUGACAUGCGUUUCCCUCUCCCUCCUCUCCAGCGGCCAUGUUAACCAGGAAACCCGCUGCUGGCGCCGCCGCCGGUGCUGCCUAUCCGGCCGAUCGGAGGCAGUAAGCACACAAUGAAUGAGCACCUCCAUGUGGGUAGCCACGGACAAAUCCAGGUUCAACAGCUGUUCGAAGAUAAUAGUAACAAGAGGACGGUUCUGACAACGCAGCCUAAUGGACUUACAACACUUGGCAAAUCUGGAUUGCCAGUGGUUCAGGACAGACAGUCGGAGAGUUCCCACAGACGACAAGGAAGCUCCAGCUCUUUAAAAUCUACAGAUGGGACAGGGAAAGUGAAAGCCUCCGUUAUGACACCAGAGCAGGCAAUGAAGCAAUACAUGCAAAAAUUAACAGCUUUCGAGCAUCAUGAGAUUUUCGGCUACCCUGAAAUAUACUUUUUGGGUCCAAAUGCAAAGAAGCGGCAAGGUGUGGUUGGUGGUCCAAACAAUUGCGGGUAUGAUGAUGACCAGGGGUCUUACGUGCAAGUACCCCACGAUCAUAUUGCAUACAGGUAUGAAGUCCUGAAAGUUAUAGGGAAAGGAAGCUUUGGGCAGGUGGUGAAGGCCUAUGAUCACAAGAUGCAUCAGCAUGUGGCACUAAAAAUGGUGAGAAAUGAAAAACGUUUUCACCGCCAAGCUGCGGAAGAAAUUAGAAUCCUGGAGCAUCUCCGGAAACAAGAUAAGGAUAACAACAUGAAUGUUAUUCACAUGUUGGAAAACUUCACAUUCCGCAACCAUAUCUGCAUGACAUUUGAAUUGCUGAGCAUGAACCUGUAUGAAUUAAUAAAGAAAAACAAGUUUCAGGGCUUCAGCCUGCCUUUGGUCCGCAAGUUUGCCCACUCGAUUUUGCAGUGCUUGGAUGCUUUGCACAAAAAUAGAAUCAUUCACUGUGACCUUAAACCGGAGAACAUUCUGUUGAAGCAACAGGGUAGAAGUGGUAUUAAAGUGAUUGAUUUUGGCUCAAGUUGCUAUGAGCAUCAGCGUGUCUACACUUACAUUCAGUCACGUUUUUACCGCGCGCCUGAAGUCAUCCUUGGUGCUCGUUAUGGAAUGCCCAUAGAUAUGUGGAGCUUGGGGUGUAUUCUAGCAGAGCUUCUCACUGGUUAUCCACUUUUACCUGGAGAAGAUGAAGGAGACCAGCUGGCUUGUAUGAUUGAGCUAUUGGGCAUGCCUUCCCCAAAACUCUUAGAUUCAUCCAAGCGAGCCAAAAACUUUGUGAGCUCUAAGGGUUAUCCCCGCUAUUGCACCAUCACAACCUUGUCUGAUGGUUCUGUAAUACUCAAUGGUGGACGCUCUCGAAGGGGAAAAUUACGUGGCCCACCAGAGAGCAGAGAAUGGGGUAAUGCAUUAAAGGGAUGUGAUGAUCCCCUGUUCCUUGACUUCUUAAAACAGUGUUUAGAAUGGGAUCCUGCUAUCCGCAUGACACCCAGCCAGGCUUUGCGUCAUCCCUGGCUAAGGAGACGGUUGCCAAAGCCUCCAACUGGGGAGAAGGCCUCGGCAAAGAGAAUUACAGAGAGCACUGGUGCUAUAACGUCGAUUUCCAAGUUACCUCCGACUUCAAGCUCAGCUUCAAAACUGAGGACUAAUUUGGCACAGAUGACAGAUGCCAAUGGGAAUAUUCAGCAGAGAACAGUGUUGCCAAAACUCGUUAGCUGAGUUUGAAAAACCCAAUGCUGUUAACAUGAGAGAUACAAUGUGGCUGAGCCUUAUUUAUAUGAAAAAGUAGCUCAGAUUUACAUUUUUAUUUGCUCAAUAACUUUAUUCAUUUGUAUCUUUCAGCACUCAUUUUAAAUGUAAGAAAUGUUGAUUUUGUUUUUAUAAAAAUAUGGGGACAAUGCUUUAAGUUUUUAUACUUAUUUUUUAAAACGUUUGUCUUCUACAGUACAAUUAGCCUUACUGUAACACAGUGUGACACAGUAAUAAACAUCAGUGGCAGGCCACUGGUUACAACGUGACUGUCAUGCAUUACAACGUGGUGUCAAAGGUAUUAAUCUUUUUCUUCCAUGGUUCAUAUUAGGUUUCACUUGGGGUAAAUUUGUUUGACUGUACCUUCUGGAGUUCACAGAUACAGGUCUUGAUCCUGCAAACACUCAUGCCUGUGCCUGAGUUGACUCCAGGGAGAAUACUCAAAUAAGUACAGUUAAGCACCUGUAAAACUGUUAUUUUGAAAUAGAGCCAUAGCAUGUAAUAUUGUCAUUUUCUAUAUAGAAGCCCGGAGAAAGUGGUAUCACUUAGUAAUGAUACAGUCACCUCCUAUGGAAUGCUUUCUCUAUUUGAAAACAAUGUUAUUGAUUAAAAUGAGCAUUUAAAUAUAAAUGCAAAAAAAUAAGAACUUCCAGGGCUAAAAUGAUUCUCUUCGCUUUCAUGCAUGUGGUAGAGUGAGAGGAACAGGCAGUCUGAGAAAGGACGGAGGUGGAAGUAUGUGUGUUCCUCUAAAUCUGAAAGUGACAGAUGAGUUGUUUUUUAAAGCUGAAGUCAUGUAAAGCAAAAUGUUCUGGACUUCAUUUCAGGUUUAUAGCAGUAAGCAUUCACACUGGGUCUUCCUUUCCUUUCUUUCCUUCUUCCUUUCCUUUCUUUCCUUCUUCCUUUCCUUUCUUUCCUUCUUCCUUUCCUUUCUUUCCUUUUUUCUUUAUUUUUUUUCUCCUCUCAUGGUUUAUUUUCUCUCCUAAUGUGCAGCUUGGCCUCCCUAAAUCACAUAGGCAGAAAUGCUUGUUCUGUCGCUUUAAUACUGUAACUUCCAGACUGUUAAUGCUACACGGAUUUCACAGACUGUUUGUUUCUCCUGACAAUGUCUGUCUGAUGGAUUGUGACCUCUCUGGUACAUUUACACUUCAGAUCAAAUCUGCAUGCGGGGCAAACACUAUGUUACUGUAUUGCUCUUUGUGGAAAAGUACAAAAAGUACAAAAGAAAGAAGUAUCAAAGGAAAGUGAAAUGAUUGAAAUUUGAAUUAAUCUUCAGCAUUGGUAGCUGAAAAUGACUCUGAAGGAACAGUUAGACAUACAUGUAGAUUUGUUUGCAUGUGUGUGUGUACAUAUGCUUGAUUUUUUGUUUUUGAUUUUAACUAGACUCAUGGAAGAAAGAUGGUCUUUAGUAGGGAAUAAUAUCUAGACCUACGUGAGAAGUAUAUUCCUGCAUUGUAGCAUAUUUUUAACAGGAACAGUUUUGAAAUCUGAGAUCAGUGUUUCAUCCCAUGCAAUGACUGUAGUCUACAAUGGAUGUAUAAAGCAUACGAAAAGGGAAUUUUCAACAAAGAGGAACAUAAUCUGGAAGGAUUUGUGGAUGUGAGAACAAGAGAGACUAGAAUGGAUUGCAUAAAACCUCAAUAACUCUAGUAUAAAUAAGAUUUAUAUGCACAGAUUUUAUUAAAUUACUUGUACAAGUUACAAAAAAUACUUAAAGCAUGGUCCCCUGAGAGGCCAAGAAAGUUUCCGGUUAAGUUCUCCUUCUUAUUCAUUAAUAUUUACCACUUACAGCUUAAUUUUGUUUGUUUGUUUGUGUGUGGUUUGUUUUUAAUUUAAUGUAAGACUGGGGGGGAGGGAUAUAAAUAAGAAAUGACAGAAUUCUCAGGAAACAUAUCACUCAACUUCUUGCCAAAAAGUCAACAUGUGAAGAAGCUCCAAAAAUAAUUUCAGAGUAGAGGGUGGUAUUUGUUGAUUGAUAACUGUAAACAAUAGAGCAUCAAUCAACCAUUUUUCUUAUUUUUUUUAAAUAUCAUUUCCUGCCUCUAGUCAAAUUAAAUUAUUUAGAUGUUAAAUGUUCACAAUUUUGUACAAUGUAUGUAAGUGCAAUAUGUAAACAUGUAUGGAAUCAUGUUAAAAAUGAAAUAUACAGCUAAGAAAAGUGGCUUUUGGAAUAUAAAUGUCCAUUAACUGGUGGUCCGCAAAUUCUAAGUCUGGAAAAGAAGUACAUUAAUUUUCAUACAAAAUUAACUGAUGAGAUUCUCAUGACUAUGGGAAUACAAUACUGUGUAUUUUUUUACAGUAGCUGGGAUUCUUUAGUUCCUCCAUCAACUACUUGGCUUUACCACUUGCUUUCUCCUUAGCUAUUUCUACAAAAGUUAAGAAAUAGGGAUGCUUGUAUUAGGGGUGGCAAAAGAAUUUUCCCUCUUAAUAUAUUUCAAAGAAAACAUUGAUACUUAUUCCUGCCUUUCAUGGAAAUUUAAGGUGAAAACAUUCAUAGUGUUCAUGGGUCAUUAAUGGGCUAAAACCACUAAAUUUUCUUUUUCAUAUAACCAGUUCUUAAUGCCAAUAAUGCAUUUAUGACUGACAUUCUUCAUAAAUGCUACCGGAAACUUUAAGGCCAAAAUAUAGUGUGCAGAGCUAUUUUUUUAACCCAGAUACCAUGGAACUUCCUCUAUACUCAAAAGAAGCAGCUACAUUAAGGUUUUUAAGUGAUAGAGCUGCUUUUUAUUGUAGCUUAUUUAUACCUGUAAAAAAGGAGGGAGGGGGGAAAGGAUGUUGCCUCUUGCUUUGAUGUGAUUUUAUUAUAAGGGCUCUGAUAAUUAGGCUGAUAGAAGUUGGCUUGGAAACAGUGCUUAGUCUCACAUGUUACCAUUGUCUGGGGAUGUCUGAGCUAUUUUCAGAUUUAGUAAUAGCACAGUGUUGUCUUGUCUUGGUUGCAGUCUCACUUGGCUCAGUUUCUUGCACCACUGGAGUGUUCAUUACCACUUAAGUGUAUUGGAACAACAGAGUGAUGCAAGAUGUGUAGAUUAACAAUAGAGGAUGAAUUGUGCCCUUGGUGUUAACAAUGUGCCUUUUGUUACAAAUGCCAUGUUGUAGGGCAUGCAUCUUGGCCUCUUUAACCCUUUGAAUACUGGAUAGUAAGGAUGAAAUCUAUUUUUAAAUGCUAUACCUGUCUUAAAACAUCGUAUAGAUUUUUGAGGCCUUAAUAGAAACAAUAAGGCAAUCACACUUCUAGGGUGGAGAGGACACUCUGUUCUUGCAGUAAGUCUCAUUAAGGGGUUAAAGAUGGCCCUUCCUCAUUGGUUGUACUUUAACAUCAAAUUGAUUUUUUUAAAUAAAUUUUUGUUAUGGUGAAACUAGACAAAAAUCAACUGUAUUUGUAAAAAUUUACCUCAAACUCUUUAGUUUUAUAGUGUGAUUUAAUCCCAGGGCAUUUGGUAUGAACCAAAGUGCAUUCCUUUUAUAUGUGCCUGGCUCUUAUAAAGGUGGCCAGGGAUUUUUACAAUUUGGGUGCAAGGCACUUAAGCCACUUUUAACUUGGUGGGUGGUUUGGAGUUAUAAAUGACUUCGUGGGAAUGUUGAAAACACUUUAGACAUAAGUAGCAGUGGGCAAUAUUAGAAUCUUUAGGAAAGGGUGUGCAUUAUUUAAUGCCCUCCAUUUUUUUAGCAUUUUUUCCAUCAAUAAUAUUUGUGGUAAGUACAAAAAGAACUCUUUUUCUUUUUUUUUCUUUUUCCAGUCAACAAAGAUUAUAAUAUUGUCCAAGUUAAUGCUAUGGUAGCAUUUAAAUAAAACAUUUGUGAAUUAUUGUUUCUAGGGGCUUGUACAUCUCUGCUACAAAUUGUAAUUACUCAGUUCAACUGCUACAAUGACGUCUAAGCAGUAGCUUGGGUUUUUAUUGGGCAAUGACUUAGACACGUGACUGUAAUAUGCUGCAACUGUGUGUACUGAAAACAUGUGAAAAACGAUUGAAUGUGGACUGUGUAUAUAUGUAUGUAUAAUUUUCUGUGAGAUGCUGCUGUUGCCACUUAACAUUAAAGAUGUUGUAGUGGGUUUUAAUCCUAGUGGCCAGUUUUAUGAUACUGUAUGUAUUGUACAGCUGAUGACAGGAGUUAAGACUGUUUUAGUGAAUAUUUGUUACAUUUUAUUGUUGUGGCCAGAGAUCAUUUCAGAAUAAAAUUUUAUGUCCUACUUUA